CUAGACAGGGAGCACAAAAUAUCACCUGCUCACAAUGUUUGAAAUCACUGGAUUACUGUAUUAUUACGUUUCGAUAACUCAAAAGAGUCUUAAUGGUCAACCUCUCUUCGAAUGAACUUCAUCAACUCCCUAUAAUUCUAGAUGAUUCUUCAACUUGCAGUCUUUUUAUCCACUGUACCCAAAAGGGCCAUUUUUGUUACCCUCCGAUAGGCUGAUUGAGCGGACAUUUUAGAUCUUUUAAAGGUGUCAUGAAAGUGUGCUGAUAUUUUUGAAAAGUACAUCUUUUUUUCUUUUUCUUUAUAAUAAUAAUGGCACGUCAAAUCGCUUUUGCUAUUGAUCCUUUAUCGGAAGAAUCUAAAAAGACAAUUCAGUGGUCAAAGGAUAAUUUUUUAAGACCGGACGACGAAAUUCAUGCCAUCAUGGUGCUUGUCAUGGAUGCUGAGUUUAUUGAUCAAGAAGAUCCAAUAGAGUUACCAUCUUCAGAUACAUUUAAAGAGAUAGAGCAAGAGGUAACAGCAGAAAAGGUGAACGCUAUGAAUAAAAUAGUCCAAGACUUGCAAGCAUCAGGAUACCGUGUCAUUACCCAUAUAUUUAAGACAGAUUCUACUCGUGCACGAACAGUCUUGACUGAUUACUUGAAUACAAUAAAAGUUGACUGCUUAAUUCUGGGAAGUAGAAAUCUAUCUGGUUGGACGAGAUUCUUUUCUGGGAGCUUUAGCAACUAUGUACAGACACACGUUAACUGUCCAGUCUUGAUUGUCAGAUAAGAAGGGAUUAUUUUUGCUUUAAAAAGAGUAUCUUUAAAAAGAACUUGGAAAUAGUGUCUUUCAACCUCUUUUUUUGUUUUGGAACGGGUGUAUCGUAAAGUGUGAUUCCUUGAAUGUUCAUUUUACAGCUUUUAUUCCUCUGAUAAGGUCGUUCGUUUCUGACUAGGAGGAAUACUGUAUUUUUAUUAAUUAUUGACGUUAAUUUUAUAAAAUACACCAAGGCGCAUUCUGGGGA
Molecule: messenger RNA, 1002 nt
Organism: Rhizopus microsporus ATCC 52813
Lineage: Eukaryota; Fungi; Mucoromycota; Mucoromycetes; Mucorales; Rhizopodaceae
Product: adenine nucleotide alpha hydrolases-like protein
Exons: 6
Coding region: 309-767 (152 amino acids)
Source: RefSeq, a predicted model, not a curated record